Molecule: messenger RNA, 189 nt
Organism: Melampsora larici-populina 98AG31
Lineage: Eukaryota; Fungi; Basidiomycota; Pucciniomycetes; Pucciniales; Melampsoraceae
Exons: 3
Coding region: 1-189 (62 amino acids)
Source: RefSeq, a predicted model, not a curated record
AUGCGACCUACACGAUAUGACUUCUUUUUCAAAUUGUCUAUCUCUUCAACUGAGAGCGCUGUUGAAUCAACUGCUCAAGCCAUCACUGCUGCUAAGCCUUCAGUUCAUGCUCAAGCAGUUAGCAUGACCUAUCUCAGCACUCCAGCUGAGGUUUGUGAUGAAUGGCUUUUAUCUGUCAUCACUGAUUAG